Aspergillus tanneri is the source of this 2109-nucleotide messenger RNA. RefSeq names its product aromatic amino acid ammonia-lyase. Gene Ontology annotation, biological process: L-phenylalanine catabolic process. The transcript is spliced from 3 exons. NCBI's taxonomy places the organism in Eukaryota, Fungi, Ascomycota, Eurotiomycetes, Eurotiales, Aspergillaceae. Gene Ontology annotation, molecular function: ammonia-lyase activity. The coding region runs from base 1 to 2109 and encodes 702 amino acids. The record is from RefSeq and is a predicted model, not a curated record. Gene Ontology annotation, cellular component: cytoplasm.
AUGCUCAGCAAGUAUCAGCUACCAGGCCACCUCGCACUGGCUCGUACUCAUUGGGAAGACCUUAAUCGAGCGAUCGAAUGUGGGGAGAUUAUAAUCGAUGGAAAAGGACUCACCAUUGGUGGUGUAGUUGCUGUGUCGAAACAUGGCUGUCAGCCGCAUUUGUCCAACGAUAGCAAUAUAAUCGAGAUGAUUAAUGAAAGUGUGACAGCCUUAGAUGAAUGCCUCGCCAAUGGGCACCAUAUCUACGGGGUAAACACUGGAUUCGGGGGCAGCGCUGAUUCACGAACAAACCACCUGCAUGCACUACAGAAAUCUCUCCUGCAGCUUCUUCAGAGUGGAAUUUUGGCAGGUGCAGACACCGGCAGCAGCAGCGGCAGCGGUAGCUCUGCAUUCAUGAGUCAUUCGAUGCCAACAGAGUGGGUUAGGGCAACCAUGAUAGUUCGGUGCAAUUCCGUAUCUAGGGGGCAUUCGGCAGUAUCCAGGGCCUCCAUUGAAGCCAUACUGAAGCUUAUUCGGGAGGAUGUAACACCCGUGAUACCUCUUCGAGGAACUAUCUCGGCAUCAGGGGAUUUGAUGCCGCUCGCCUAUAUCGCUGGGGUCAUCGAAGGCAGUCCAGGAAUAUUUGUACGCGGAAAAUCGCCCAAGGCUCAACCGGUCACUGCUGAGCAAGAGCUAGACAGGCUUAGUAUCCCGAGAAUCACUCUCGGGCCCAAGGAGGGUCUAGGCUUAGUCAACGGAACUGCUGCUUCCGCAGCUCUAGCCAGUCUUGUCUUAUACGAUGCGCACCAGCUUGCCCUCCUUUCUCAGGUGGUGACGGCUCUCACAGUCGAGGCUCUCUGUGGUACCACUGAGAGCUUUCACCCGUUCCUAAGCGAUGUCCGCCCGCACGAGGGUCAGAUCGAGACUGCCGCAAAUAUCCUUUCUGCACUUCAGGAAUCCCGGCUUGCAAGAGGACCCAGUGGAUCCCAUGAAGCCGCAGGACUCGUCCAGGAUAGAUAUGCCCUUAGAACGGCCAGUCAAUGGAUCGGUCCUCAACUGGAAGACCUUGCUCUUGCCGAUCGUCAAGUUAGUAUAGAGCUUAAUUCUACCACGGACAACCCCCUUAUUGAUAGUGCGACGCGAACCUUUUAUUGCGGAGGGAAUUUUCAAGCAACAUCGGUCACCUCUGCAAUGGAGAAGACCCGCUUAGUACUGCAGAUGUUUGGGAAGCUCAUUUUCGCACAGUGCAAUGAAAUGAUUGAUCCAGAUCUGAACAACGGCCUGCCGACCAACUUGGUCGCAGAUGAUCCGAGCCUGUCUUUUACCAUGAAAGGAGUUGAUAUUAACAUGGCUUCUUACAUGUCGGAGCUGGCAUAUAUUGCCAACCCCAUCAGCACACAUGUACAGACGGCCGAGAUGCAUAAUCAAGCUGUGAACUCACUUGCUUUUCUAUCAGCCCGCUACACCAUGCAAGCAGUCGACCUGGUAUCCAUGAUGGGGGCAUGUUCCAUUUACGUUGCGUGUCAGGCUCUGGACCUACGCGUCCUACAGCUCAAUUUUUUUCACGAUACUCAAUCCGUCCUAGCCUCGACCAUCAGACAGGUGUUUGAGGAUAUUCUUCGUCCACACGCCCAAGAAAAAUUGUCUCGUGGACUGGCCAAAGUGAUCCAGAGUGCCUGGUCAUCGACCUCCCGAAUGGACAUCCGUGAUCGUUGCCGGUGUGUUGUUGACAAGUCUCUGCCGACGAUCCUCGAUGAGAUAGCGUCAAUUCAAUUAUCUGACUGUGGUUGUAUGACAAGGAACGUCCUGAAGGAUAUCAAUCAAUGGAAAGAAGCCACGGCCUCGAAGCUAGAAUCUGCCUACAAACAGGCAAUAGACCGGUUUUGUAAGACCCAAAAUACCCCCGACUACUUAGGGGUCGGAUCAAAAGCCAUAUACCUCGCUGUUCGCCAUCAGCUCGGCAUUCCCUUCCACCAGGGGUUUACUGAGCAUCCGUCAGCAGACAUGCCGGACAAAAUCAACGGAAGGGCCAAAAAGACCAUUGGAUCAUGGAUAUCAAUUAUUUAUGAGGCCUUGCGGGAUCAUAGCCUGAGUGGUGUUAUACUGGAUGCACUAAAGCCUUGCGAUUAG